UGAAACUGGACCUCUCCUCUGUGAUUCAGAGAAGAGGUACGUACGUACGUACAGUCAGUGUAGUCGGUGGUGAAAGGCUCCUUUUCCGGGAUAUCAGUCCAAGGAACAUGGACUCACAGUGAGUCCACAGGGUCAGGAACGCCUCCCGUCCCACCUCAGUGUGUCGUCAGGUCGUGACGAGUGCUCGGGGCCCGGAUUCAUCGACUCAUUGCCCAGCCUUCUUUGACAUUCUCUGCAGUUCCUGCCUGCAUUGGCCUGUCUGCACGCUCGGGGCGGAUCGGAUCGACACCUCUUCACCCAUCAUCGAGUCCAUAGAUUCUCUCUCAAUUCUCGACGGUUGAGGCCAGUGUGGCUGUCCCAGUCAACGCCUCAAUGAUCGACAACAGACCCUCGCAGCGAUCAUCAUCCCAUCAGUUCGUGCUCCAACCUCUUGAGUGAGUUUGUGGAAUCUGAGUUCUUGAGCUACGCAAAUUCACUCUCAACACACCGGCAACAUGAAGGGAAUCUUUGGGAAAUCCUCCAAGUCUCCCACCGAGAUUGUGCGGAACAUGAAAGAGGACCUGGUCGUCCUGGAAAAAGGCGGUGAUGGCAAGAAACAGGAAAAGGCCCAAGAGGACCUCUCCAAGCAAUUGAUCAACAUGAAGACUCUGUUGUUUGGCUCGGAUUCCGAACAACAAUCCGACAUCAUCCUGGCGCAACUCAGUCAAGAGAUGUACAACUAUGGUCUGUUGAUCCUGUUGAUCAGCAACCUUCAUCGCAUUGAUUUCGAAGGCAAGAAGGAUGCCGUACAGAUCUUCAAUAAUGUUCUUCGACGGCAAAUCGGCACUCGAACGCCCACCGUGGAAUACAUUUGCACGAAACCUGAGAUCCUCUCCGCCCUUUGUCGUGGGUAUGAGCAACAAGAGAUUGCUCUAAAUUGCGGCACCAUGUUGAGAGAAUGCGUACGAUUCGAAUCGUUGACCAAGAUUCUCUUGAACUCUGAGCAUUUCUACGAUUUCUUUAAAUAUGUUGAGGUUUCCACCUUUGACAUAGCAUCCGAUGCCUUUGCAACAUUCAAGGAAUUAUUGACCCGUCACAAAAUGGUUGCGGCAGAUUUCCUUGAAGCCAAUUUUGACAAGGUGUUUAACAACUAUCAGAAGUUGCUGCAUUCCGACAACUAUGUCACCCGUCGACAAUCAUUGAAGUUGCUCGGAGAGUUGCUCCUGGACAGGCAUAAUUUCUCUGUGAUGACGCGUUAUAUUUCCAAUCCGGAUAACUUGAAGCUUAUGAUGAACAUGCUGAAAGAGAAAUCCCGCAACAUUCAAUUUGAAGCCUUCCACGUUUUUAAGGUGUUUGUGGCCAAUCCCAACAAACCCAAGCCCAUUCUGGACAUUCUGUUAAGAAAUCAAGACAAAUUAGUGGAGUUUCUCACGAAAUUCCACACGGAUCGGUCCGAAGACGACCAAUUCAAUGAUGAGAAGGCCUAUCUCAUUAAGCAGAUCAAGGACCUCAAACCUAUUGCUGAAUGAAUAAUAGAAUAAUCGUGCGGCCCACAUAACAUCCGACAUUCAAACAAACAUCCAACCAAACAAGCAGAUCCCUACACAAAAAUUCAUCAUCAACAGGUCAUCAGGAAUUGCGAAAGAAAUACAAGCAGAUAAAAUUGUAAUGUAGAUGACGAGAGGUGAUCGGAUCCCUCCUAGUUUAAAUAACAUUAGCAGCAAUUGUUGCAUCGUUCUUUAGUUCAGACGGACCGCAAAACCCUCUCUUGUUUUUCUCCGCCCUCACAAUUGUUUUACUCCACCUCUGGCGGGGUCCUUGAAAUUGGGAACUUGGAAUUGGAUCAAUUACCUUUGACUUCUUUGCCACAAGCUUCAUUCCUUAUCAAGCUAUUCCUCAUAUUGGCAUCCCACAACCCGAUCGUCGUCGCUCCUUGACGUCAGUGAAAACUACAUCUUCGACUAAAAUAGUGCUUCAGGACAUACAACUACGAUUACAUUAAUUACGUACGAAUAAUGAAUGCUAUGUGCUGCGUGAAUAUUAGUUUCGCAACUACUAUUCUGUUUCAUUUGUCCCCUCUUCUCGUGCUCAAGAGGUGUGUUAUCAAUAUAUUUUAAGUUAAACAAGAUGAAA
Messenger RNA from Tigriopus californicus, 2112 nucleotides. RefSeq names its product protein Mo25-like (gene Mo25). Gene Ontology annotation, molecular function: protein serine/threonine kinase activator activity. The record is from RefSeq and is a predicted model, not a curated record. Gene Ontology annotation, biological process: intracellular signal transduction. The transcript has 7 exons. Lineage: Eukaryota; Metazoa; Arthropoda; Copepoda; Harpacticoida; Harpacticidae. The coding region runs from base 495 to 1508 and encodes 337 amino acids.